Molecule: messenger RNA, 501 nt
Organism: Aphanomyces astaci
Lineage: Eukaryota; Oomycota; Saprolegniomycetes; Saprolegniales; Verrucalvaceae
Exons: 3
Coding region: 1-501 (166 amino acids)
Molecular function (GO): nucleic acid binding
Source: RefSeq, a predicted model, not a curated record
AUGACUCUACUACCCCGACGACGUGCCACGAAACCAAAGCACAAGGGCCAGCGGCUCUGCUUUGUUGCUGGCAUCCUCGACGGUGGCACUGAUGGGUCGAAGCUCUUGACCACGCGAGUCUUUCGGGGCGGCCAUAGGCAAACGAAGGACUAUCAUGGCAUGUUCACUGGCGCCUUGAUUGUGAUGGACAACGCAUCGUACCACAAGGUCGUCCCCUCUGACACGCCCAAAGGCACGUGGAAGAAGCAAGACCCCCUGGCGGCCUGUGAGCGAUUUGGAGUGGCUGAGUCUGCGAACGAGUACCGAUCAGUGAUGGUCGAAGUCGUGUCGAUGGCACCGGCCCGUGGCUACGAAGUUGUGUACAAGCCGCCCUAUCAUUCGGAUCUGCAGCCUAUCGAGUACGUGUGGGCUUACCUGAAGGGAAACGUGGGUCGGCAAUACACCACGGACACGACCAUGGAAGACGUGCGGGCGCGGCUCGCCUUAUCUUCAGCGAGUUAA